AUGGGUAUUUUAAUUUUAAGGAAUGAGAUUAAAUUGAGGGGUUUGAAUAUAGGGGUAUCGGGAGCAAGAUUUCCCAAGAAACCUGGGGGAUCACUCUUAUCCCUCGAGACACGUCACUCGGUCGACUCACCGUCGACGUCAACGUUCAUGAGUCCAGUACCACCUGUCACGGCUCACCACCAGACCAAACCACCAAAGGAAUCCACUGUCCGUGGGACUAUGGCCCAAUGGACAAGGCGUCUGACUACGAAUCAGGAGAUUCCAGGUUCGACCCCUGGUAGUCUCACACUUAUUUUUGACUGUCACUGUGGUAAAUGUUGCGUUUUCGAUCCGAGUUAUUCUUCUAAUGCUAUGUCAGAGUUGACAUCGGUAACCAAAAUCGGGAUUUACAAGCAACCAGUAAUGGUUGACUUUUUAGGAUAA
Phycomyces blakesleeanus NRRL 1555(-) is the source of this 423-nucleotide messenger RNA. RefSeq lists its product as hypothetical. Bases 1 to 423 code for a protein of 140 amino acids. The transcript is spliced from 2 exons. Lineage: Eukaryota; Fungi; Mucoromycota; Mucoromycetes; Mucorales; Phycomycetaceae. The record is from RefSeq and is a predicted model, not a curated record.